AUGACUCUCCGACUUUCUACCAGAAUCUCCAUUAAGUGGGCCGACGAUGCCCCUUCCGAGCCUACCGAUACCGUUGUACUAAGUGUCGGCGAUUAUUUCAUGGAUUUGCGCAUCACCAAAGCAGAUCAGUCUAUCGACUGGGCAUUUGCUGGAACCAGGGAGAUCCUAUCACGGGAUCCUCUGCACUGCAGAUGGAAUCAUACCAUCGACUCCAGACUCUCCUUUGACCCGGACGAAGGAAAGUUUCAGCCACUUGCAAAUGGCGACGACCUCGAGACCGGAUCUAUGCCCUGCGUUGAGAAAGGGAACCAAGUCACGCCUUACGAAGAAGUCUGGCGAGAGCUCCAGCCCAACCAUGGAAUGAACCGCGGUUGGAUCUUGCAAGGAAAAGCAGAUGGCGAUGAUGUCUUCCUCGGCCAGUAUGGUGGCAUAUACCUUGCUAUGCGUCAAAACAAGGAGGGCGUGUUCAGCGUUGUAAAGGAAAAGUUGACCAACGUCCAAGGUCGGCUGCAGUGGAAGAGUGCGUAUCAAUCGGGUGACCUGAAGCUUACGUCACUCUCAAGCAUGGGCGUAAUCUCUCCGCCUGAAGAAGAGAAGUGGAGGAUCGGUGGCAGGGCAGUAUUCGAUGGUCAGGCAUACCUGGUUCGCGCGUUGGAGACUCAUGGGAAGGAAAAGGCUGUCAAGACACGAAGAUCACGACUAUAG
Messenger RNA from Fusarium vanettenii 77-13-4, 705 nucleotides. RefSeq lists its product as uncharacterized. The transcript has 2 exons. Bases 1 to 705 code for a protein of 234 amino acids. The record is from RefSeq and is a predicted model, not a curated record. NCBI's taxonomy places the organism in Eukaryota, Fungi, Ascomycota, Sordariomycetes, Hypocreales, Nectriaceae.